Messenger RNA from Pisolithus orientalis, 954 nucleotides. Its product is annotated as kinase-like domain-containing protein. Lineage: Eukaryota; Fungi; Basidiomycota; Agaricomycetes; Boletales; Pisolithaceae. Gene Ontology annotation, biological process: protein phosphorylation. Gene Ontology annotation, molecular function: ATP binding; protein kinase activity. The transcript is spliced from 4 exons. Bases 1 to 954 code for a protein of 317 amino acids. The record is from RefSeq and is a predicted model, not a curated record.
AUGGAACUAUUCCCCGUGCUGCACGAGCUCUCUGAACGGGCAUCCCGAUACAGUGUUAAUCUCAACGGCCGAGUCACUCGCACCUUGGGAAGGAAUCCUCUGCGCGGCGGUACUGCUUGUGUACACCACGGUACAUUGAAGCCGGAAGGUACCGAAGUGGCAAUCAAAAUCUUCUAUUGCACACGGUCAGGGAGCGAGGCUGAUUUGAAGGUACUGGCAGGAUUCCCGUUGGUCGUUCUUACCCGAGCUGAGUCUUUCUCAUUCAAGCGCCUAUUUCGAGAGGUGCAUACAUGGUCGAAGCUGCGUCACGAGAACAUUGUUCCCAUGCUUGGGAUCUCUACAGAAUUUGACUCCACACUUUCUAUAGUAUCUGAUUGGAUGCCAAUGGGAGACGCGCGCACGUAUAUCCAAAACGCAGAAAAUGAUCCGCGGCCCCUGCUUCGAGACAUCGCGAACGGGCUGUACUAUCUUCAUAGUCAUGAGUUGGGUCCAGUGAUCCAUGGAGAUCUGAAGGGUCCAAAUGUGCUGGUGUCCAGUGAUCGCCGGGCGCUACUGAGUGACUUCGGUCUUUCCACCCUAAAUGUGUCCACCUUCAACAUGACCACUGAGGCCACCCGCGGAGGCUCGUUUCCUUGGAUGGCUCCAGAGCUUAUAAAUGACUGUGUAGCAUCCAAGGAAAGUGAUAUGUGGGCAUAUGGAAUGACUAUUCUGGAAUUAUUCACCCGAUCUACACCUUUCCAUGAUUGUCGAAACUGCGCAAGUGUCAUGCGUAGGAUAGUGGAGAAGAAUCUGCCAGCUCGCCCUGCUGAGGAGUCCACACAAUUUCGCCUGUCAGAUGCAUGGUGGGAGAUUUGCAUGGCAUGUUGGAGACCUGAUCCUUCAUCACGUCCCACUAUAACGGAUGUCGUAGAGAAACUCAAGGCUACCACCGUCUGUACUCUUUCCUCUCGCUAA